Arachis duranensis is the source of this 1290-nucleotide messenger RNA. RefSeq names its product bidirectional sugar transporter SWEET10. Bases 157 to 1014 code for a protein of 285 amino acids. Gene Ontology annotation, cellular component: membrane. Gene Ontology annotation, molecular function: sugar transmembrane transporter activity. The record is from RefSeq and is a predicted model, not a curated record. The transcript is spliced from 6 exons. Gene Ontology annotation, biological process: carbohydrate transport. Lineage: Eukaryota; Viridiplantae; Streptophyta; Magnoliopsida; Fabales; Fabaceae.
CGUUCAAUUUGAGAGAGAGAUAAGAGUUAUAUAUAUAUAGAGAGAAAGAGAGAUAACACACCAUCCUCUAUUCUACUACUACAACUAAGAUAACACACCAUCCUCUAUUCUACUACUACAUCUAAUUAACUUCUAUUAUAAUUAUUAUUAAGACUCAUGGAGUUCAACCAUCAUUUCUGGGUUUUUAUUUGCGGUCUCAUAGGCAACGCCAUCUCCUUUAUGGUGUUCCUAUCUCCAAUGCCAACUUUUUAUAGAAUUUACAAGAAAAAAACCACGGAAGGAUUUCAAGCAAUUCCAUACAUAACAGCACUGUUCAGUUCAACACUUUGGAUUUAUUAUGCAAUAUUUGUGAAGGAUGCAACAUUUCUCAUCACAAUAAACACCUUUGGAAUUGUUAUUGAAUCAAUAUACCUUGCCAUAUUCCUAAUCUAUUCCACCAAAAAAGCCAGGCUUUCUACAAUCAAGGUUAUUCUACUGUUGAAUGUGUUUGGAUUUGGAGCUAUAGUUCUAUCAACUUUGUACCUUACAAAAGGAGACAAACGUGUUACAGUUAUAGGAUGGUUUAAUCUCAUCUUAAACAUUUGUGUAUUUGCUUCCCCUCUUGGCAGCUUGAGACGUGUGGUGAAGACAAAAUCUGUGGAAUUCAUGCCAUUUACUUUGUCUUUCUUUUUGACCUUAAAUGCAGUCAUGUGGUUCUUCUAUGGUCUUCUUCGUCAUGACUAUUACAUUGCUCUUCCAAAUACACUUGGAUUUCUGUUUGGAAUAAUUCAAAUGGUGAUGUACAUGAUUUAUCGGAAGAACAAAAACGUGGUGUUAGAGGAGCCAGUGAAAUUGCAAGAACUCAAUAAUAAUAAUAAUAACAAUGGACAUGUCAUUGAUGUUGUGAAGCUUAGCACAAUGGUACCCUCAGAACCAAAUCAUGUAGCUGUGAAUGUGACACUUGUUGAGGACAUAAAUGGAAAUAAUCAAGAAGAUCAUCAUGAUGAUAACCUCGACAACAAGAACCAAGUGUGAACCAAUGAACAAGAGUUUGAAGAAGGGAAAAAAAAAGAAGAAAAAAAAUUAGGUUUUUAACCUAAUUAAAAGUGAAAAUUAGUGGGGUCCUCUCAAUGAUCUCAUUUUCAACAUGGGGUGGUUUAAUUUUAGGGUUUAUGUUUUAAUUUUGGUUAAUUAUUGUUAUUAGUAAUAUUAUGUAUUGGCCACCUAGUACUAUUGUACGGAUACGUACAUAUAUUAAUGUUCAAUUAUUAUUAUUAUUAUUAUUAUCAUAAAAGCUUCACUCUUUUGACA